AGUUUUCUAGAAAACCCAUAGAAGAACAUGUCACAAAAUUCUGUGCAAAAAUAUAUCGAUUUUCUUUUUCGAUGUUCUAUCUCUGUUAUAAAUUUCACCCCGAUCCGACAUCGGCGUCCCCGGUUUCCAAGAGGGUCAAAAAAGAGGGGGGGGUACCCUUAAGAACAUUCUCUAUUUCAUGUAUAACGACAAAAAACCUAAGAAAAAUCUAAAUUUUGAGGCAGAACAUCAAUUGUGUAUUUUCAAAUCAUAUUUCAUUUCGUGUAAGGUUAAUCAUUUCUAACAGAAAUUACAUCAGAAUUACAUAUUAAAUCUAUUCUAUCGAAUUAAGUCAAUAUACACUAUCAUUUGUAUGAUCUUGAAGAAUUAUUGAACGUACAAUUGUGAAUAAACGAGUAACUUAAAAAUAUAUUGUCUUUAGAAUAUUAAGGAUGUGUGAUUCAUAAUGUUGCAAUGCUGAUUUGUUAAAAAAAUACCUAUUGUGUUUUUGUUUUUGAUACUAGAUUACAAGAAAUAAUAGAAAAAAAACAAAUCUAUCUUUAGUUUCAUCCAUCAUACGAUAAAAUUGCCAUUAAAUAAAACAAUAACCCUUUCUCUAAGUUGAGUAAUCCUCCAUAUUAUUUUGUCAUAAAAAAUGAUCCAAAUGACCAUUAUAACAAUGACAGUAUAGUCAGAUAUUUUAGUUCUUAUGUAUGCGAUUUUAUCCAUAUGUAUGUCUCACUGUGCGCAGAUAAAAGAGUUAGAAAAUACAUUUAUUUUUCGUCACAGAUUACAAAUUAAAAGAAAAGCAGCUGUUCACAUAACGAGAGAAAUUUUUUUAUUUUUUAUUUUUAUUCGAUUUCUUUUAUAGUUGAAAAAAAUAUUGCAUAUUUCUAUCAGAUUUUUGAUAUUUACAAAUUACAACUACGUUAUCUAUAUCAGAGCAGGUAUGCUAACUUUAGUAGAAAACAGCGUAUCAUCGCAAUUAAUCUCAGCUAUCUCGACAGACUUAAUAUUUUUUCCUCUAAAUAUUCUGCAUCACAAUAGAUUUUUAUUAAAAGACUAGUGAGUUAUAUAAAUAGUUAAUCAACUAUUUAAUAAAUUUCAUUUACUAAACAUUUUUUAAUAAUUCAUGCUAAACAUUGUUAUUAUUGGUAUAAUAAACGAUUCUCGGUCAUUGAAAGAACAAUUGCAUCUAUUUUUUUGCGGCGUAAACUCUGAAUGUUUUGAACUUUUUCAUUCUUUAGAUAUGUCUACUAACAAAACUACAACUCAACAUGAAGAUACGUAUGAUCAUUAUUUAUUUGAAAAUGAAAAACAUUUUCAAGCAGGUAAUGGAGGAAAGCAACGUACAAAAGCUGAGGUGGAAUUAAAUUCAAAUCGACAAGAGUCCAACGGACAAAAUAGAAAAAUUGUGACAAUAAUGGCAAAUACCGAAAAAAAUCAUAAAAGCACUAAAUGA
Molecule: messenger RNA, 1441 nt
Organism: Didymodactylos carnosus
Lineage: Eukaryota; Metazoa; Rotifera; Eurotatoria; Philodinida; Philodinidae
Source: the annotation of a GenBank genome assembly